Molecule: messenger RNA, 1294 nt
Organism: Eucalyptus grandis
Lineage: Eukaryota; Viridiplantae; Streptophyta; Magnoliopsida; Myrtales; Myrtaceae
Exons: 5
Coding region: 172-525 (117 amino acids)
Source: RefSeq, a predicted model, not a curated record
CGCGCGGUGUAGACUGCUCUCGAAGCGUCUCUACUCUCUACUCAACCGGUGGGAAGCGGAAGCGGAAGCAAGCCAGGAAAUCGAAAUAUCCGCCGAGCAAAUUCGCCGAAUUCUCCCUCCAGACGAUUUCAUCGUGCGUCCCGAGCUCGACCCUCGAUUCCUUCUGUUCAGAUGGAGGCGGCGCCGGAGAAGCAAUCGCCGUCGCUCGACGAUUGCCUCAAGCUGUUGAGAGGCGAGAGAGACGAGCAGCGCCUGGCCGGCCUGCUCUUGGUGACCAAGUUCUGCAAAGGGGACGACCUCGCUUCGCUGCGCAGGGUUUACGACGCCGUCGGGGCGCGGUUCCUCGACCGCCUCCUCAGAACCGGAAUGGGAGAAGGAUCUACUAAUGGCAGUGGCAAUCGCAAUGCAUACUUGCAACUUUCAGCAAUAGUUUUUGCUGCGUUCUCCCUCGGUUCCUGUAUCGUCUUUCUAAAGCUUUUCUUUCUUGAUUCUGAUUAUGCUUCUGGAUCGGUCCUUGAAUCCUGAUUUGUUGAACCAACACUAGCAGGAUGGAGAUCGCGGCAGGAAGCCAAGCAAUCAGCAGGAUGAGGGACUUGGAAUCGUUGCCGCAGAUGGCCAGGCACAUCUGGUUCAUGACUCGCCGCGCCCCUCAGGGAAGUUCUUGACGCAGGUGACGAGGGUGCCGGUGCUGGCGAAGUUCCAGGAGUUGGCGCCGACGCAGAUGUAGAGGCACGUUUGCCAGACGGCAGGGUGGGGGAUCUUGCCGGGGACGGCGAGCCAGAUGAGGAAGUAGCCGGCAAAGUUCACGGCGGAGCCAGUGAGGAGGACGAACCGGGUUGGGGUGACCUUGGCGAUGAGGCCGGAGAGGACGCCGACCUUGGCGCCGAGGUCCUUGAAGAAGCCGGGGAGGUUAAGGCCCUGAGGCUAGUCUGGUCGUAGCCGAGGGUGGACUCGAUCUGCUUGGAGUUGAUGCCAAAGAGGUGGCACCGGCGCUGGCGCCGAACAUGACGAGGAAGGAGGCGAGCACCGUGAACCACUGCCCGCGGAGCAGGGGGACCGUGGACCGGAGCGCCUCGGAGCCGGCUGGUCCCGGCGGGUCGCCUGUUGGUGCAGAGUUGGUUUCAAAGUGAAGUGAGAGAGAGUGUUAUGAAAUUAUUUGGAAAUGCUGAGUUUGCUUUGCUCCCAAUAUAAAAUGGAUGUGAUGUUUGAUCGAAAGCUCUUCGAUCUGAUCUGAUUACCCGAAAAUGGUCCAGAUGUCAGCCCGAGGUAGUUUAUGGACAUAUAUUUUAUCGGU